CAGCGUCGUUUGUUUUUGUUGGGGGUUGUUGGCGCACCCCUUGGUGUCGCACUUAUCAGAUAAUGUAAUUUUGACAACGGAAACGGGUCCAUGCAAUUUUUGUUAAAAAUCGCAAAUAGGGACUCAGCUUUAUCAUCCGGGUGCAGAAUGAAUGGUGAAAAUUGAAAGCUCUUGCAGGAAGUCUUAUUACAAUGGCCAAGAGGAUUCAAAUAAUGAAGAAUGUAUGAUUUCAGUAAAAGAGAGGACCUGGAGCUCCAUUGCAUGCCCUCAAUGGAAGAGGUAAUGCAAUAUGAAGUUCAUGGAAAGCCACAGCCUAUAAGGUUUCGUCGAACAAGCAGAGAGUAUUCCAGGACAUUUUUUGAGAAUUGGCAGAAACCGCUGCCUUUCCAUUCCUUCUUUGAAAAAGAAACAGAUAUGAAUGCUGAUACUACUACUAAUGUGAUAAGAAGAAAGUGUCCACUUGAGCAGGCUGAUGAAGAACAUACAAUCGCUAGUAGUUCCUCUCAUGAAUGCUUGACCCGACCAUGCACAUGCCCAGACCCUGGUAAAUCAAAAGAGAUGUGUGUCAUAAAGAAAGUUGAGAACUGGCUCCUAGGCAGGUGUUCGGAUAUCAAUGAAGAAAUUGUGAAUCUAGAGGACUCAAUGGCACUACCUAAUAUGCCAAAGUGGCCUCAUAAUGUCAACAAAAGACCAGAACUAGAAAAAUAUGCAGUUGCUGCCCUACCGCCAUCUGUACUAUUGCGUGAGAUAGCUGGUGCACUCUUUCCAGUCUACAUUUUGAAUGUUCGUGUGGUUGGUGUUGAGCCUGCUGUAACUGAUUUGUCUCAACUGGUCAGAGGUCACUGUCCUUAUUAUUCCUGCAAUACUGUAGUAAAAAAUAUUGUUUGGACCAAUGCAGGACCUCUUAACUAUGGUAAACUAGCAAGACCUUAUUGCCCAGAAUGUUGUCAGACAAGACGAAGGAGGUAUCUAAAUCUGUACUUUCAUUUAGAACUUCAUGUAGAAGAUAAUUUGGGCCAAAUGACAAAAAUUAUUGUAGAGCGGGACGCAGCUGUUAGGUUUUUUGGUUGUACUGUGUACAGAUUUCUCUUGAACCCUAGAAGACGUCUUAGGAUCAAAAAGCUGCUGGAAACAUUAAUUCGAGUUAGUAGUUCUCCUCGAUCUGCAGCUGUCCCUGGGGUCACUUUUGAUGUUCGGAUCAUCCCUAUUGCAGUGGACCACAAUGAAGAGGUCAAGUUUCACAUGUUUGGAGACAAUUCACCACUAUGUGAGCUUGCCAAAAAAAUGCCUGUUCCUCCACCUUAAAAAUAAAACAACCUUUUUGUCAAGUGAGAAUUUUCCACUUGCCUUGACUAAUUUUUUUGGAGUUACAAACUGUUUUAAAUAAGGUUGAAAGAGGAAACCAAAAUUUUAAAAAAUUACUGAACUGCUUUGCAGCUCUCUUCAACUUUUGGAUGUUGCUUUUAGAAUUGGAUUUACUGUGAUAUUUAUUUAAUGCAACAACCUUAAGCUAAAAAUAUAAAGAGGCCUACAACCUCUAGAUUUAAAUUUUAAAAAUAUUCUUGAAUCUCUUUCCAAGAGUUUGUUAGCUGGAUUGGUUGCAGAAAGUUAGUGAACUUGUUUAUAAGAAACCAAUGGCCUAGUAAAUACAGUAUCCAUCAAUCAUAGGGUAAUCUUCAUUGUAAAUGUGUAGGCUGCAGUUAAUAGUCAACUAAACAUUGUCUUUGGUUGUCACUUGGUGACGCCCCUUUUUUCAGUUGUAUGUAAAAUUGUCUAUUACCGUGUGAAAGAUUUUCUACUCAUUAAUUAUUAUCCAUUAAAUUAAAUGAUCUCUUUUGCACUAUGGUUGUGAUGACUGGAAAGUAAGUACAGUAGUAAGCCUUAAUCUAAUCUAUAAGAGUUGAUGGAAACUGUUCCAGGGGUUAUCAUAUGAUUUCCAAUUAAAGGGCAAUGUUAGGGGUGUCAUGUUAAUAAACACCAUUAUUUAAAAAUUUCUCUAAAUAUGUGUAUUGAAAAAAUUAACUGUUUCCAAGUUAAUUUACAGCAUUCAAAUAUCAGUUCUCUGUUGUAUGAUCUUCAGUCCCUAUAAACUGUUCCGUCACUUUUAAGACUUUAAAGGUAAACCUAUCUAGUAGAUUCUUCCUGAUUUUGUGAUACUUGGUUAAGCUGCAGUGGCUUGUAACAAGAUUUUUUUUCUGUGUGUUCUUUGAACAUGCUUCGCAAAAAAUUGAUCUUCCAGAUUGGUCAUUUUGAUCUCUUAGGGUUAUUGCUAUAGUUUUAAUUUUACAUCUUGUUUGCUGUAUUUCUCUAGUUGCUCUCUUUGUUAAAAAUGUUAUCAAAUUAGGGCAUGAUUUCUUUAUAAGCAAAAGAAAUCUAAUUGUAAAAAGAUGAAUUACUUGAAAAUUGUGUACAGAAAAUUCAUAUAAAGUUGAUUUAAUUUGUUGAUUUUAAUGAAGCUGUAAAGUGCACAGAAAACAUCAAUAAAGAGCCAAGUGCAAAUUA
Molecule: messenger RNA, 2502 nt
Organism: Frankliniella occidentalis (western flower thrips)
Lineage: Eukaryota; Metazoa; Arthropoda; Insecta; Thysanoptera; Thripidae
Exons: 7
Coding region: 220-1305 (361 amino acids)
Source: RefSeq, a predicted model, not a curated record